CUGGUGAGAUUCUGAGAAGGAGUGGCGGGUCUCGGGUCGGGUCGGGUCUUGGGCGGGUGUCCGAACGCUGGGUCGGUCCGGAGCAUUUUCCACCACCACUCGAGCACAUCCAGUGGCAAAUUGCUCAACUUCAACAACAACAACUUCAAGGAAAAUACUAGUCAUCAAACCAUCAGUUUCAUGAAGUCUCGAGGAUGAAUUAUAGCGAACCGGCAAACAACAAGAUGAGCAUUCAGUCAAACACUCGCAGAAUCUCUCGUUGCUUCGGUCUCAAUCAGUGGAUGUCGAGGUCUAGCAAAUCGAUCAGCAGGAUAUCUCCUCAUCUCUUCAAUGCCAUCCUUGCCGCCACUCAACGUCUAGACUUCUCUCUUUCACCUUCCAAAACAAUCGCCAAACUGAAAGCACAUCGUUGGAGUCUCAAAGGAGAUGCCCAAUACCUUAUCAUGAUCACCGUCUCUGGUUUAAGUCUGUGGUUUUGCGGGCUGCAUUGGCUGAUAAAGAUCUCUCUGAUAAUCCUCUACACGAGCGCCCUACUUGUCCCAUUGACCUCACAGUUCUUCCUACCGGCCUCACCGAUCUUCACAUGGGUGAUCCUCUUCUUCUCGAACCGCUACAUCCCGAUGUCCUUCCGCUCGAAGAUCCACAUCUGGGUCUCAAUCCUGCCCACCCUCGAGUCCGUCCUCUACGGCGCCAACAUCUCUGACAUCCUCACCCGCUACACCCAUCCCCUCCUCGAUAUCCUCGCCUGGCUCCCCUACGGCGUCCUCCACUUCGUCCUCCCCUUCGUCGUCGCUAUCUUCCUCUUCGUCUUCGGCGGCCCCGGCGCCGUCAAAUUCUAUGGCAAGGCGCUCGGCUACAUGAACCUCAGUGGCGUCGUCAUCCAGAUCUUCUUUCCCUGUGCACCGCCCUGGUACGAGCUCAGCCACGGUCUCACACCGGCUAACUACGACAUGCCAGGUGAGGCGGGCGGUCUUGCUCGGAUCGACGCGAUUUUCCACUCCCAAGGGUAUACGACCACCUUCCGAAACUCGCCGAUCGUCUUUGGAGCCUUCCCCAGUUUGCAUGCAGGCUUUGCAACUCUUGAGGCUUUGUUCCUGUCCCACUAUUUCCCGAGAUGGAGGGUGUUCUAUUGGACUUAUGCCUUCAUACUCUAUUGGAGUACGAUGUAUCUCACACAUCAUUAUUUGGUAGAUUUAGUAGCAGGGGGAGCUCUAGCGGUAGCCUCAUUCUAUCUCUUCCUAACCGAAGACCAACGACAUUUACCGAUGUUGAAUGCAUCGAUAGCGGGGGAAGAGGACUCGAUUGCGAAGGGGUACCAUUCUGGGAUCCGGGGCAUGCUCGGACAUCGGGGGGCUAACGGCACCUGGAGUCGGAUCAGACAUAGCAAUGAGCCCGAGGAUCCCGCAGAGGACUUCGAGUUCGAUCAUCUCUUCCUUGACGAUCAGCUUCGGUUGAGGGACGAGGAGGAAAGACUAGGCGAUCGCCCGACUGGCACUCGUAAAACUUCUUUGGAUACCCUCAAAUAAUUUUUUUCCCCUCCCUUACCUCCUCUCAAUUGACAAAACCUCUCCUUUCAUUCAUUUUUUUUUAUCUUACGCUCUGUUUUCCUUCAUCUCCAUCAUCUCCUCCCCUCCCCUCUUCUUUUUCUACUUCACAUGCUAUCAUCCUUGUUUGCGCCUGCUCUCUACAAGAUCUUAAAUUAUUCAAAUGGCAUCAUGUCCACUCCUCCCCUCCCCUCUCAUCCGCCACUCCUGCCCUUGCUUCCCCUUUUGCCACCAAUAGUCACUCCUCUUCACACUUAUUUGUAUAAAAACAUACAAUCAGAUUAGAUUUUUUUUGUCAUUUUCUCCAAAAUGAGUUUGACUUCCUUAUACAUAUAUGAUCUUGAUGGGUCCAAGAACAUAUUCAUCAAAGUCUUCUCUUGGAUAUUCUACUUACUUGAUGGGCAAAAAUUAAAAUAUGUUCCUGAUAAGUAUGUCUUCAUAGGGAUGUAUUUAGGGUUCGUUCAUAAAUCCUCAGUUUGUAUAGCUUGGUUUGCCAGUUUUUCUUUUCUUUUCUGUUGGUCUACUCCAUCAUUUGUCGUUUUCCUUUUUUUU
Puccinia graminis f. sp. tritici CRL 75-36-700-3 is the source of this 2096-nucleotide messenger RNA. RefSeq lists its product as uncharacterized. NCBI's taxonomy places the organism in Eukaryota, Fungi, Basidiomycota, Pucciniomycetes, Pucciniales, Pucciniaceae. Gene Ontology annotation, molecular function: inositol phosphoceramide synthase activity. The transcript is spliced from 5 exons. Gene Ontology annotation, biological process: sphingolipid biosynthetic process; inositol phosphoceramide metabolic process. The record is from RefSeq and is a predicted model, not a curated record. The coding region runs from base 195 to 1526 and encodes 443 amino acids. Gene Ontology annotation, cellular component: inositol phosphoceramide synthase complex.